This is a messenger RNA of Trypanosoma theileri, 732 nucleotides long. RefSeq names its product transcription elongation factor. Gene Ontology annotation, molecular function: nucleic acid binding; zinc ion binding. Gene Ontology annotation, cellular component: nucleus. NCBI's taxonomy places the organism in Eukaryota, Euglenozoa, Kinetoplastea, Trypanosomatida, Trypanosomatidae. Gene Ontology annotation, biological process: transcription elongation by RNA polymerase I; transcription elongation by RNA polymerase II; regulation of mRNA 3'-end processing. The transcript has a single exon. Bases 1 to 732 code for a protein of 243 amino acids. The record is from RefSeq and is a predicted model, not a curated record.
AUGUCUGAGGAUCACGUUCUUGAAAGAGUGGGAACCAAACGACCCCGAUCUCUUCCAAUUACUUCGGGUAUAGCUCCAAAGAAUGACGGAGCAGGUUCUCCAGUAUUGUUAACCCCACGAACUCCAUUACCUUCAAUCCGAAAGUCAGCUUUUCAUUCACCAUCAAGUUCUACUGGUAACAACACACAGAACACCACACCCAGUACACCAACUGUAAAGCCGCUUGUUGGCGGUGUACAAGGAUGUACUCGUUUAACUAAGUGGAGUUCACUGCUCUGCGAUGCACUUAUGCAAGAACGCAAGAGGGAUGAAGAAACACGUAUUAGCGCAUUGUCAUUACGUAUCGCAACUGCUAUUCCAGGUGACAGGUCAAUUGCUGCAGAUAGCUUUCGUGUUCUUUUGGUGAAUCUAAAGGAUGCGAAAAACACUAAGCUGCGAAAUGAUAUUGUAGAGGGUCGGCUGCCGGUAGAGGUAUUAGUGCAGAUGAAGGAAAGAGACUUAUUAAACCCUGAAGAACGAAGAAAUCAGGAGGCAGCUUUUUUGGAACGGAGUAGAGAUACUGAUUUAUCAGAGAUACGAAAAGCAACGGCUACCAAGUCAACACUUUUUCAGUGUCCUUCCUGCAAGGCAAGAGAUUGUACAUGGACACAGAGGCAAACACGCUCAGGAGACGAGCCUAUGACAGUCUUCUGUCAAUGCAAUAUUUGUGAUCAUAAGUGGAGACGUUACUGA